UCUGCGAUUAGAGCUCUUGGGAUUUUGCAAGCUGCAGUGCUUUUUGUUUUGCACAGAAAUUCAACUAAAUUAAUUAAAUAAUUAUUUAACAAAAUGUUCAAGCAAGUGACCAAACAAUUGGCGCUGCAAGGCGUGCGCAAUUUCUCGUGCAGCAAGCAGAACAACUACAAGGUAACUGUUUGCGGAGCCGCUGGCGGCAUUGGCCAGCCCCUGUCGCUGCUGCUUAAGCAAAAUCCCUUGGUCAGUGAUCUGGCCUUGUACGAUAUCGUCCAUACGCCCGGUGUUGCGGCCGAUCUCUCCCACAUUGAUACCCAGAGCAAGACCGCUGGCUUCAUUGGAGCCGAACAAUUGGGUGACUCUCUGAAGGGCUCCGAUGUUGUCGUUAUCCCCGCUGGUGUGCCACGCAAGCCGGGCAUGACCCGCGAUGAUCUGUUCAAUGUCAAUGCUGGCAUCAUCAGGGACAUUUCCAACUCCAUUGCCAAGAACUGCCCCAAGGCUCUGGUGGCCAUCAUUACAAAUCCCGUCAACACCUGUGUACCAAUUGCUGCCGAGAUUCUGAAAAAGGCCGGCGUCUACGAUCCCAAGCGCCUGUUUGGUGUCUCCACUCUGGAUGUUGUGCGCGCUCGCGCCUUCAUUGGCCACGCCCUUGGCGUUGAUCCCCAGCAGGUUCAAAUUCCCGUCAUCGGUGGCCAUUCCGGUGUCACCAUUCUGCCUGUGCUUUCCCAGAGCCAGCCUCAGUUCAAGGGCAAUCAGGAUGCCAUUGAAAAGUUGACUGUGCGAAUUCAGGAGGCCGGUACUGAGGUGGUUAAGGCUAAGGCUGGCGCCGGUUCCGCGACCCUCUCGAUGGCAUAUGCCGGUGCUCGCUUCGCUGGCUCCCUGCUCAAGGGUCUGAAUGGUGAGAAGAACGUCAUCGAGUGCUCCUAUGUCCAGUCCAACAUCACCGAGGCGACAUUCUUCUCGACACCCCUCGUCCUGGGCAAGAACGGUCUGCAGGAGAACUUGGGACUGCCCAAGUUGAAUGACUAUGAGAAGAAACUAUUGGAGGCCGCCAUUCCCGAGCUGAAGAAGAACAUUCAGAAGGGCAUUGAUUUUGCCAAUGCCUAAGGCGACAAACAGAUCUACAAAUACUAGCCAACAACAACAUUACAACAAUUUGUACUUCAUUAGCACCCCUUCUCUGUACUCCAACUUAGUUACAUUUUCGCUCCGCUGAGGUUGUUUUUAUUUUCUAUAACCUAACCGUACUUGCAUAAUGCAUAAUUCUUUGAUUUAAGUUGAAAGCGUGUACAAUAAUCGUGUAUCCAAAGAUUAAACAAUAUCUACACAUAUAUGUAGAACACAAUUCUCACAUGCGAAGCCACCAGUUGAUACUUAAAAUUAAAAUAAAUUACCAACUUA
Scaptodrosophila lebanonensis is the source of this 1398-nucleotide messenger RNA. It is a transcript of the gene Mdh2, whose product is annotated as malate dehydrogenase, mitochondrial. The coding region runs from base 94 to 1104 and encodes 336 amino acids. NCBI's taxonomy places the organism in Eukaryota, Metazoa, Arthropoda, Insecta, Diptera, Drosophilidae. The transcript has 4 exons. Gene Ontology annotation, molecular function: L-malate dehydrogenase (NAD+) activity. Gene Ontology annotation, biological process: tricarboxylic acid cycle; carboxylic acid metabolic process. The record is from RefSeq and is a predicted model, not a curated record. Gene Ontology annotation, cellular component: mitochondrion; cytoplasm.